AUGGCGACGCAACCCGCCAUUACGCCGGAGAAGUUCUCGAAUCAGAGGAAGCCGCUGGCGGACGAACGCACGCGGAAGUGGCGCGACGUGGCGGAAGGCGACGUGCUGCUCGCGACGCUCCACGAGGUCGUAAAAGAAUGCCGCGUGACCGCUAUCACCGCGCAGGACGACAAUUGGGGGAUUUACAUCACGUGGAAGAAAAAGACCCCGGGCGGACUUGACCCGAACAAGCUGACCAUGUUGGACAGCUGGCACGUGGUCGAACCUAACCCAACCCUUUAUACGCCGUCGGCUUUCGACCGGCUGCCUUUGCCCGAGCAACUGCUGAAUCCGAGAGACAGUUUUCAUCUUUAUUCGCAAAAGCAGCGCCAGUCCGCUAACUUUAUGAUCAUGGAGGAUAACCAAGAUGAACCUCAAGAAGCCAACGAAUUAUAUGAAUUCCUUUUCGAUAAAUACGACCGCAAGACGGAAGAGUACGACAUGAUGAUGAUAAUGAUGAAGCACCUUGCAGAUGAUGCACCAGCAGAAGCAGGGUCACUUCACGCGGAUGCCGGCGCACUAGCAAUUGUCGAGCAUCCGGAUUCAAUUGUCGAGCAUCGGGAUUCAUUUGACUUUAUGGAUGGCGGUAGCACGGAUUUGGAUUAUGUGGAUGACAUGGAUCAUCAUGCGGAAUCAAAACCGGCAGAAGAACUCAUGCUAGUAGAAGACCCUUUUUGUGAAACUGACCAAGGCGCAAUUGCUGCAGCUAUACCGGCUGACUUAAUAAAAGACCUGAAAAACGAGUUCUCAUGCGUACACCAGGAGUCGGACGACUUAAAAAUAGGUUUCGAAGGCAUGGGACGCUGCGUACAACUCAACACGCAUUGCAUUGAUUUGUACGCAGGGGACUCCACUAAGCUGACACUCCAGGUCAUGGAUGGCUGGUUCAAUCAAAAGGCUUCUUUGACUAAUGCGCAUGGGAGGCGCCUGCGAUGCGCACAGGGCGACAUUCAUCAGUUUCGGGUUUUGGGAUCAUGCGUAAUCUUGUUCGUACUGGUAGAUGAAGAAUGCCUCAUAUUUGAGAGAGACAAAACGCAUCUGCUCGUGCAGCUUGGAGAACCACUCGACUCGGCUCUGCUCGACAGACUGGACAACAACAGGCCCUAA
Molecule: messenger RNA, 1146 nt
Organism: Aureococcus anophagefferens
Lineage: Eukaryota; Pelagophyceae; Pelagomonadales; Pelagomonadaceae
Exons: 5
Coding region: 1-1146 (381 amino acids)
Source: RefSeq, a predicted model, not a curated record